Molecule: messenger RNA, 816 nt
Organism: Fusarium sp. VM40
Lineage: Eukaryota; Fungi; Ascomycota; Sordariomycetes; Hypocreales; Nectriaceae
Source: the annotation of a GenBank genome assembly
AUGGCUCUUCCCACGCCCCCUUCUUACACUCCUCUCCAGGACCGUCCUCUCAAGGACACCAUCUGCCUCUUCGAUGUCGAUGGCACCCUCACCCCCGCGCGCCUGGAAGCCUCCCCCGAGGUCCUCUCCAUCCUCCAGAAGCUUCGCUCAAAGUGCGCCAUCGGCUAUGUUGGCGGCUCCGACUUCUCCAAGCAGCAGGAGCAGCUAGGCAAGCCCGCUGGCCAGCCCGUCACCGCCCUCUUCGACUUCUGCUUCUCCGAGAACGGCCUGACUGCCUUCAAGCUUGGCGAGCCCCUCGACUCAAACACCUUCAUCAAGUACAUCGGCGAGGAGCAGUACAAGGAGCUCGCCAACUUUGUCCUGCACUACGUCGCCGAUCUCGACAUCCCCGUCAAGCGCGGUACCUUUAUCGAGUUCCGCAACGGCAUGAUCAAUAUCAGCCCCGUCGGCCGUAACGCCAGCACCCAGGAGCGAAACGACUUCGAGAAGUUCGACAAGGACGCAAAGGUCCGCGAGAAGUUCGUCGCUGUUCUCAAAGAGCGAUUCGGCCACCUCGGCCUUACCUUCUCCAUUGGCGGCCAGAUCUCUUUCGAUGUCUUCCCCACUGGCUGGGACAAGACAUACUGCCUCAAGCACCUCGAGAACGAGGCCAAGAAGCCCGAUGGUAUCGCCUACAAGACCAUCCACUUCUUCGGUGACAAGACCUUCGAGGGCGGCAACGACUACGAGAUCUACACUGACUCCAGAACUACUGGCCACUCCGUUACUGGACCUGAGGACACCUUGCGCAUCCUCAAGGAGCUCUUCGAUCUCUAA